GGGCGCGGGGCCCCUCCCGGCGCUACCUGUGCGAGCGCCGCGGGGCCGGGCGGGGGCCGGGAGGCGCUCCCAGCAUGGACUUUGACGAGUCCCAGACGUGAAGCUGUCUGUGCUCUCCUGGGGACGAGGGGACAACCUGUUACAAGCAGAUGUGGUUCUGAUUUCCUUGGAAGAAGCACAAAAGGAGAUGUGCUGUCCUUUGAAAAUAACUGGAGCCACUGGCAAGCAGCAGCGACACUGCAUCGAACGAGGGAACCACUUCCAGGUUAUCACAGCAUGCUGCUGAACUGACUUGUGUGGCUGCAUUUUCCAAUGUACCAUGGGAUGCAUCAAAUCCAAGGCCGCUUUCCAAGGGUCCAACGCGGUGCAGGAUGAGAGGAUCGGGGCAGGCAGCGAGGGCUGUGCUGGGGAGAAGUCGUCGCUGCUGGCGGUGCAGGUGGAGAAGGGCCCCUCGAGCGCCAUCGUGCUGGACUACGCGCACCGGCUGUCACGAGAGAUCCUCGAGCAGGCGGUCAAGCAGUGGGCAGUGACCGAGAGCAAGUACAGCGACAUCCCCUUCAUCGAGAGUGACGUGCCCUGAGCCUCCUGCCAGCGCAGCUCUGAGCAUCACCGUGGGGAGGUGUCUGCAGGGAGAGCCUGAGAAAGUCUGCCUUUGAGCCUAGAUUGCUAACAAACUGCUUGGGUUGCAGUAGAACCCGUUCAUCAAGUGACAUUCGUUGUCAGCCGCGUGUUGAGUGUACUCUGUCUUUGUACAACUUGGAUGUGAGAAGGAAUUAGCGUUAAAAGGAGGAUGAGAAGACUGUGGCUGCCCUGCACCUCCACAAGCCCUGCCACGGAAGACAAAACAUGGAUUAUUUCUGUGUUCUGCAUAAAAGAUCAGUGGUCUUUUAUGGUGGUAGGUGAGAUCAACUCUCUGUGCUUGAUGAAUCUGUCUGCGUUUCGCUAAAGUGAAAUCAAGGUCUGCAUGUAGCAAAGGUUACUGCAAUCAUAAAUUUUACUUUUGAUUCUGUGACCUAAGUCUGUAAAAUCACAAAAUGAUGAAGGCGAUGGGAGGCGCUUUGCAAGCCCCAGCAGUAUUCAGGGAGCCAUUUGGAUGAUGAUGCUAUUCACCUUCCAUGGAAGUGAACCAGUGAGAAACGUGCCAGUGUCGAUAAGCAGUGCAUUAUCAUUAACAGAUGCUUUUGUAAAUGCAUGAGAGCUUGUCUCUAAAACCCUGCAGUAAGAUAGGUUAAUGACAUCUGGUGCUGUGUUCAGAACAAAGCUGUUUGGUUUUUUGGUUUUGUUGGUUGUUUUUGUAUUAGGGUGUCAGUUUGGGAGGAUUUGGUUUUCCUGUUUUACUGUAACCCAGAGAGAUGUGCAAAAACUACUGAUAGUAACUAGUGAAAGGAACUUCAAAGGUGUGGCAGUGCUUUAGGACAGUUUGCUUCUUAGCAGCUGUGGCUGCAUUACACUGCAAUUCCACUCUGUAGCACCACCCUUGGGACAGGACAUCUUCCUUCAGCUUCUGUACACUGCUGCUUCCCCAUUGGAAAACCUGUCCAUGGCAAUGGCAGCAGGAGCCCCAGCCCUGAGCAGUGCCCUGAGUGCAGAGUCAGUGACCAAGCUGUAGGGCCAAAGCUCAAGGGCUGCAUUUCUCCCCCAGCGCAUCCAGGCGCUGCUCCCUGCUUGCCCAGGACUCAGCCUGACCCACUGCACUCACAGCUGGCAUUUGACACAUCAGGACACCGAUGGAUUAUUUGUAUUCAUCCCAAAGGUACAAUGUUGCUGAUGUUUUAUACAAAGUGAAGGCCUUCUAACAGCUUGGCUUUUACCACCUGUUUGUUCCUUUCUCUGUGAUGCCCAGUUACAAAGACAUAGUUCUUUUUUUCCUAGAUCAAAAUGUUUUCCAUUUUGUUUUCAUUUUAUAGAGAAAUGCUUUCCAUACUGGCUAAAGCUGUUACUAUUUUUACAAGGUACACAUAGUUCUAGUAAAUGAUCCAAAGCAUGAUUUUUCAAGCAGUGGAAAGCAAUCAAAAAGAGGACCAUGUCAAAUGCUGUAGAAGGAGAGUCUAUGAAUUGAGCUGUUUUGAAAAUGCUGCAACACAAACUUAGGUAUUUGAAACUCACCUAUAUGGGGAAGUGGUUUUAUCAGAAAUGAAGGGUGAAAAAUGCUUCUCUGUGACACAGCACAAGGCUGUUAUUAAAUCCCAGUGACCAGACUGGAUUCCCAGUGACCUGCUAUUAAGGCUGUUCUCAGGCUUUUGCUGAAAAGGGAACAAAAUCAGCUUAUGCUGUAAUGUCGUCCUCUUUGAAGUUACGUAGUCAUCUUCAAAGCCAUUUGCAAAGUGGGACUAAGGUUUUAUGGUUCACUUAAAUUCUCCUGAUAGAUGACAUUCCUUCAAGUUCUACAGCACAUAUUUGAUCAUACUGUGUUUGCUUUAAAAUACUUCCAUAUAUUAGUGUGAGUUAGAAAGCAAAGCCAAAACACUGAUCAGGUCAGUACAUAUCAAUUAGAUAUUGCUUUAUCACAGUAUUAAAGAAUACUAAUAUUCUCAUUCUAGCUAAAAUAAGGCUUUAUUACAAAAAAGAAAAAAGGGCCAACCUUUCUCAUGUGAGUGUGGGCUUGAGAAUGUGAACACUGCUAACCACAUUAAUUAAAAUUAAAAAGCCAAAGCUGCACAGCCAUUGCUGGCCAGGCAGUUGAGGAGCAGGUAGAAAACUGCACUCACUGACAGAGCACCUUGAGGUGGAUCUGCCCUUGUACAGGGCACUUCCAGGCAGUGAGGUGCUGCAGUGCUUCCUGUUGCCACGUCUCAAAUCCUUCCUCUGGAUGUAGCCUUAGCACCUGACACUCUUCAGGAAUAUCAGAUGCCCUUCUGAGAGCAGUUCCCUGCUGGCAGGCUGCCACUGCACAGUCCAACAGCAGGCAGAGUUACAGCACAGCCAAGGUUCCACCAGAGCAUCCCCUGUGAUCAGCACUCCCUGGAGGAGGGAGGCAUUUCCCUGGAGGAGGGCUCACCCAGGCACCCUGAACGUGCCCCUGGCACUGCUCCCCUGGGGGUGCUGCCCUGCCUGCCCCAGAGCUGCCCACGGGCUGACUCAGCACCAGCUGCUUGGUGGCCCAGCCAGUCCCUCAGAUGCAGCCACCAACCUCAGCCCUCACUGGUGCCUGAAGCUCCAGAGUGGCCCAAGUGCAAUUCCAGCUGCUUUAGGAUGCUUUCUUUCCAUGACACUGGCACUUUAGGGAAGGCACACAGCAAAUGGAAAGCAAACAACAGGGAGGCUGCUUCUCACCAGGAAAAUCAUCUCUUUUACAGGAUGCUGUCCUUAUUUAAUGCACUUACCCUUAACAGAAAAUAAAUCUGUUCAGUGCCACAGUCUGGUAAGAGAUGGAGGGAGAUCUCUCUCCAGAGCUCUGCUGUACAUUUAGCAGGCACAAUACUAAUACAUUGUAGAAAUAAAGACUUCUUCACCAAAAUAAAUGUAUGCUAAGCUGUGCUAGAGUUUUAGAGCCACUGACAGUGGGUUUCCAGCAAAGUUACCAUUGAUUCAUUGACUUCAUUUUGUGUAAUAAAGGCACUCCUGUUUGGGACUGGCAUACUCUGCAAAACUGUUUACUUCUAUUUAGGAGUUAAAAAUACAUUUGCUUUAUAUUUUCUCCAGGAAACAAGAUUAAUCUGAGUGGGUAUGAUGUGACUGACUUGAUAUUCUAAUAAUAGUUCAAAAUACAUUAACUGCAGCGCAACUUUGUAAAGUUGACGUUUCUGGACUAAGACACAUGAGUAUUCCCAAAUAAAACACACUACAAUAUAUUUUUACAAUAUUUUUUGUGGAAAAUAUUUUCUUGUGGACCAAAUAAAAUUCAACUUACCAUC
This is a messenger RNA of Serinus canaria (Common canary), 3854 nucleotides long. It is a transcript of the gene AKAP19, whose product is annotated as chromosome 7 C2orf88 homolog. NCBI's taxonomy places the organism in Eukaryota, Metazoa, Chordata, Aves, Passeriformes, Fringillidae. The transcript has 3 exons. Gene Ontology annotation, molecular function: protein kinase A regulatory subunit binding. The record is from RefSeq and is a predicted model, not a curated record. Bases 320 to 580 code for a protein of 86 amino acids.